UCUCUUCUAUGGACCCCAUUGAAGUCAACGGGAUCCGGUUCCCCAGUCUCUUCUACGGUCCCCUUUGAAGCCAAUGGGACCCGGUUCCCCCGCCACCUCUUGCCGCCUCCAGGCGCCGUUGUUUGCGCUUAAACCGCCGCGCCUCCCGCUGACGCCCUCAGCGCUGAGACGUUUCCCCUCGGGGCCUUCGUCUAGACGCUUUCUAGCUCCGCGGUUAAUUACAAGGCAAUAAUUGUACGCCUUUUAAGGGGUACGCAAAAGUGAUUUAGAAUUUAACGAGGCUCGCGGCUUUGGCUCAGGCGAAAGGCAGGCUUCGGAUUUUACGUCUGAGGCGAGGCCGCUGCGAUUUGUUAUUGUUUGAAUUGUCGCCGUUUUUGUCAUGUUUGUGAAGUGACGACUUUGCAGCAGGGUGAGUGCGACUGCAGCACAAUGAGCAUUCCGGUGAGCUUUCUAAACGUGCCAGAGAUCAUCAUGGAGUCGGCGUACUUUGCAACGGACAAGUCAAAAAGCAGGAAGAACGGCAAUGGAGCCUUGAUGCCGUUGAGUUUUCCCCAGAGCAACGUUGCGCUCUGGGACCCCACACCGCAGGGGAAGCCAGUUUGUCUGCACAUGGCGCAGUUCAGGAAUCCUCGGCUGCUGAUUCUUGAGAAGACACUGCGGCUGGCUCAUCGCCACGCCAACCAGUUCGGAGGCAAGCCUCAGUCUGCAUUCCUCAUUGGCUCCCUCACCAUCGAUAACGACGAAGAGGGCAUCACGGUGACGGUGGAUAGGUUCGAUCCGGGGCGAGAGACCCCGGGUGGACCUGGUACAGUGAUGCCCACUGCUCUUCUGCCAGGAGACUUCCUCAUCUCGAUGUGCGUGGGACCCGCCCGGGCAGGCUCCGAUAAAACCGCCAUGCACAGCCGUGAUGACUUCCUGGCCGCGUUCAAGUCUCUGCAUCAGCUGGCAUCGUCUCGCGAGGCCUCCGACCCCGGGCGGCUGCUGCUGGCGCGUGCCGUGCUGGAAGGCGCUCCCUCGGGCCCCGGGGCCCUCGCCUUGUCUCUGAGCCUGGCCGCCGUGGUUGUGGCCCGCACCGUCUUGGCCGCGCCCGUGCGGCCGCUGCCCAUCAUUCCCACGGCCCUGGCGCGCAACCUCGCAGGCCCGGCGAGCAUCGCGAGGGUGCAGGCAGCGUGCAAGUCUGGGUUCCUGACAAUGGACCAGACACGGAAGCUGCUGCUCAUCUUGGAGUCGGACCCCAAGGCUCAGAGUCUCCCACUGGUUGGCAUCUGGGUGAGCGGGGUGAUGCACGUGGCGAAUCCACACGUGUGGGCAUGCUGCCUGCGAUUCUUCUUCGGCACUUUCAUCCGCCAGAGGCUGCUUGCGGAGGGAAGCAGAUGCUUGCUGCUCGUGUAUACGCUCACGCACAGCGAGCCCGAGUUUUACGAGUGCAGCCUCACCUCCGGCCUAGGCCUGGACUUCAACUUAUACUCCUGCUCGGAGACGCUACACGUCUUCAAGGAUGUGGAGGCUGCGGAGAGACCUCCCGUGCAGCUGGAGUUGGCCCCAGACAGGAGAUGUGGGGAGUGGGGGUGUUUUAAAGGAGCCUUGGGCAGCGCACCUGGCCUAGGGGUCGGUGAGGGGCCAGCAUCACCCGGGCAGCGCUCUCUGCCCAGCGACAACGACUCCGGGCUGGAGGAGGAGGACUUCUCUCCGCGUCCCACGCCCAGCCCUCACCCCAACACCCAGCUGUCGCCGAAGGUGCAUCCGUGCGUGCCGGAGCUGUCGCUCGUGUGCGACGGGACCUUUCUGCCAGCCCCCAAGGGGCCCCCACCACGACCACCGCCGUCGUCCGGCAACGACGAGAACCGCGCACCGGCAGAUCGCGUGCGCCCGGCAAAACGGGUGGGCGACCGGCACUCCAAGAUCCCGCUUGCCUACAAUCACGGCUCUCCUCCCACCUCGCGUGCCGACGCCACUGUGGACAGGGGCCCGCCGCUCAUCCGGCAACCGCUGAUGCCCAAGAACCAGCAGCAGCAGCAGCCGGACCCCGGUAGUGGCCGCUCUCCGGUGAACUCGGCACCGGUGACGACUGCCGCUGGGCGUCCACUUUCCCAGACAUUCCCGGGGCCUGUGUUAUGCCCGCUGGCCAGAGGCGGCAGUGGCAGCUCUGGGUCUCUGCCGCAACGUGCCCAUUCUCCAGACGUCUCCUUCCUGCAGCGGUGCGCGGGCACAACAGCAGCAGGGAUGGUGCCGUCCCGGCGCCAGCCGUCGCCCGUGCCGCGGCGGCCCCAACAGGAGGCACCGCAGCAGGUUCUGUAUUUAUCGUCGUCAUCGUCGCCGUUGUCACAGCAACAGCAGCACCAGCUGCAGCAGCAGCAACAACAACACCAGCAGCAGCAGCAACAGCACCAGCUGCAGCAGCAACAGCACCAGCUGCAACAAAACUCACAGCUGCAGCAGCAGGAGAAGCAGCAUCAGCACCGUCAGCAGCAACAAAACAAACAGCAAUGGCAAAACCCGCAGCAGCAGCAACAACCACAGCAGCAGCAGCAGCAAGCAUCUUCCCAUCAUCAUAGCUACCGGCAGUCGAGGUCUCCCGCCCAUUUUCACGGGGAGACACCGCACAGCGCCAACUUUGUGCCAUCGUGGCCAUGCCACCACAUGCAGCGGGCGAAAGAGCACUGUUGCUGCUCACAGCGAGACGGCGGCAGCGGUGGCAUCGCCGGUGCCUGUGGUGGCGGUAAUGUUGGCGCGGCUGCGAUGGGCGCCGGUCACCCUGGACACGUCGGGUGGCCCGGGUCACCACCCCCCCUCCUCGCUGGCGCGGCGUAUGGCCUACAGCAGGACCCGCCCGGAGGGGUGGGCUGCCUGCAUGCCGUCCCGGGACUUUCGGGGGACGCCUACUGCUUGCUCAUGGAGCAGGACCGGCAGUUAAAGCUGCUGCAGGCGCAGAUCCAGGAGCUGCUGGCCGCACAAAUCUGCAACGGUGGAUCGAAGCGGGACGAGGUUCUCGUUCCGGCAUGGAGCUCGCCAAGUUCACCGGGCCCAGCUCCGUCCGAGAGUAAAAGGGCAGCGGGAACGCAGAAGCAGGCGGUCAGCAUCGCCUGCGAGACAGGAGGAAGCUUGAUCUGGGGACCGGGCGGUGGGGAGGCGGCCGGGCCGACGCAAAGAGGAGACGCGGGGACGAGCGGAACAACACCGGGCGGGGACGGCGCCACCGACGGCCACGACGCCGACGAUGGCGGGGCCAGCGAAAUCCGGCAGGGGGUGGCGCGCGACGACGGCGAGCUGGCGCUGUCCGGCGAAGACGAGGGCGCCGUGGCGCAGGCCGUCGCGGCCGUCAUCGAGGCGGCGGCGGCGGCGGUGUGCGACGCGAGCGUGGCUUCAUCGCUGCACGCCGUCGACCUGCCCAGCUUCGUCGAGAGCCGAGGCAGCGCCGACGAUUCCAGCCGAAGCUCCUCCCAGGACAGCUCACCGAUGGGUCCGACCCACCACGCUGGCCAGGGCAGUCCGGCACUCGGGGAAAGCGCCAGCAUCUAUGUCCGUGCCGAGCGGGAAGGAGGAGGUGCUGGUGGUGGUGUUGGCGCUGCCACCGGCACACCGGAGGUGGCGAGUGCAGCAGAGCAAGCGGACGGAGAAAGCAACAGCCUCCUGAUGCGGGACGAGAAGCAGUUCUACCACAACCUCUUGCACCAGGUAAAUCGUCUGCUGACCAACACUGCCGAGACACCCGGUGAGGAGAGCGCCACGAGCGAUCGCGAGGAAAGGCCGCCCGCUGUCCAGCCGUGCCCUGGGAUGGCGACGGAAGCCGAGCCCACGCGAGGAGACGCUGUCCACGGGGUGACGUCGAGACGCAAGAAAGCAGAGGAUAACAGCGUGGUAACGGCGACACUGAAGCAGCUGAGGAAGAUGGGCGUGCGUCUGGAUGGGGAGGGCAUGGAGUGUGUGGUCAGCGGCGGCAGCACCAAACACAGCGAACAGGCGGAGAGGGCCAGCACGUUGGCGCGGAUCCUCCCUACGGCCGCAGCGUUGGCCUUGCCUCACUUCAGCUACUCCUCGCUGUCUUUCGCGAUCGGCGCCAGCGGCUUCCCUGGGGACCCCGGCAUGUCGGUCGAUCUGAGCAUGGAGGCCAACGCCAUCGCUCUCAAGUACCUGAGCGACGCGCAGCUGGCGCAGCUCUCAAGAGGCGGUGGCAGUAGCGGCAGCGGUUUCGGAAGUGGUCGAGCAGCCGAUGUGGCCCGGGCAUCGCUUGCGGCCAGCCUCUCGGACAGCGACCGUAGCACCGCACCGGGUCUCCUGUCUCCAAGCAACAUGUCCUUUGCCACACGGCGGUACAUGCAGAAGUACGGGUUAAUUGAUGGAGGCGUCAGCGAUGACGACGACGAUGAUGACGACGACGACGACGACGAUGACCGUGAUCGCAACCAAGUUGGCGCUGCUCGCCGCAAGGAUUCGGUCGGUGCUCGCGUUCCAGCGGAAGAUGUAGACAGCGUUUCUGACGUCAUCGCUAAAUCACUACCCUCCACCGCUGGCGGCUCUUCCCAAACACCUGGCUCGGACUUUUCCGCCUGCAUGGAGCACGGGUCAGGAGGCGCGAGGCUCUGCGAACGCCUGUCUGCCCGCCGCAACUCGGAGCCCAGCCUGGUGGCCGUGGCAGAGACCGCGACGGCGGCGGCAGCAGCAGGAUCCCGUCGCUCGACGGGCGAAGGUCGGGCCCUCACUGACGCGGCCGGGCUUCGAGACAACAGCACCGUGCAGGUGUUGAAGGGGUUAACGCAGCCGCAGAGGAAGCUGCUGAGCACAGGACACGCCGUGUUCACGAGGCAUCCGCUCCGCGUUUUGCCGGAGCGGAAAAAAGUGUUGGGCGGUGGUGUUGGUGGUGUCGGUGAUGGUGCUGGUGGUACAGGUCGGGGGGACUCGCCAGAGAAAAUCCGAGGGAACGAUCGUGACGAGUCCAUGGGAAACAUUCUGGACAUUGAACGGUUGCGACAGCUUCCCAAGCUCUUCUGAGUUAAAAGCAGACAAGGUGACGACCUCAGUUUUUUUAUGUUAGAUUUUGUUUGUGUCCGUCUGGGUGGCUCUGGUUAUAGCUUGGUCGGGGGGUAAACUAGACAAUCGUCUCUUCCAAGGUUGAUUAAAUUAAUAUCGCUUUGUUUUAAGUCAAAAAUGGUUUUCCUGUGGAUAAACUUGGCCCCGUCAUAGGAAUAUGUAAUUCUCACUACUGGCUCAGGGCUGCCAAUGAAAUAGGUACCACCCGAAUACUCGUUUAGGUGGGGUGACACUUAUUGACUUGAUUACAUUUUGUUUGCCUUUUAAACAUUUUUAGAUUUUUGUAUAUUUUAAUGAGCUUGUCAAUGUUAUUUAAUGCUCCUCUUGUGGAAUGGGUGAAGUUUAUCAGUUCCAUAGAGCAGUGUGUUUUGUAUUUAACCAGCUUAAAAGAAAGUUUUAAAUGUUUGUUUUUAUUCUGUAUAAUGAUAUUUUUGUACAUUAGUAAACAACAGCAAGGUUGUCUCGCAUUACAAAUCAAUAGUUCUUGUACAUACGGUGCUAAUGCUUUUUGCCAUAUGUAUAUAUAUUAAUCAGUGCCUUCCAUAGUUUAUAUUUAAAUUGCCCCUACCACUGCAGCUGAGCUGUUAAUGAGGCCUAACUCUUGCAUUUCACAAGGGCCAACAGUGACACGCCGUUUAAUAAUUUCACAUCAAACCUUUAUAUACUCAGGAAAUGGGUGUGUAGCCGUUUGAAUGUUUUUGCCAGUGUUUUUUUUUUGCCAUGAAAGUUUGGCGCGUGUGUUAUGUAUAAUUUAUUUUUGUUCUUUGGUUGUGUGAACACACACCCUUCGCGCUUCAAGUGUUUACUCAACGCACAGUGAAUUCCACUUUGGCAUUUCUCGACAUUGCUUUUGGAAUUCACGUCUGUGAGCAUUUCAACAAAACUAUAUCCAUAAUCAAAUGCGUGUAGAAGUAAUGUUGGAUUUUUAUUUAAACGCCAUUGUUACGGUGCAGCCUAUGACCAAAUCGUCUGAAAAGCUAAGCAGAGUUGAGAACCUGGAUAGUGCUUGAAUUGGGUGACCACCAGUGCACAAAUAUGUUGUCAUAGACAUCUGCGGGGCCCUGGGACUUCGUGGGUAGUAUUCGGCAGUGCAGCAAUUCUAUGACUCGACAGGGACUCCUCUACAAGUUGGGUUCCAGAGGUCUGUUCGUAAGUCGAUUUGUUCGUAAGUCCAGCUUUACUCCUGUCGAUUCCAAACAUGUACGGCAGGUGCGUGAACAACGGGGAAUGGGUUUGAAAGUUGUACAAUCUAUAAAUGUAAAUGCCACGGGUUCUUAAUGUUCUGCAGAUGUAGAUGUCACCACCGCCAUCUAUUGCGCGGCAGCUUAACUUACGAUUCUAAGUCCGAAGAGGACCAGGUUUGUUUGUAUCUCUGUAAGUCGGAUGUUCCUAAGUAGAGGAAUCCUCGUACGUCAAUGGUCCCUGCCUUUAUCAGUGCAUACUCACCAGUGCGUGGGGAUGGGAGGGGGUGUAGCUAGUUGAUUAAUUGUGACGUAGCUUUAACCUAUAGCCCCUCACCCCUUUCAGAAUGAUCACCAAAGAAACAUGGUCACAUUGCCUUCUCUGCUCGUGUGUUGUGUGUCGUUUGCCUAAAGUCUGGAAUAAAUGUGUAAAUGUGAUGUCUAUUCGGUUUGUUUCUUUUGAUGUGGUAUAUUAUCUAAUAAAGAUUUGCUUUUACUGAUA
This is a messenger RNA of Petromyzon marinus (sea lamprey), 6711 nucleotides long. The record is from RefSeq and is a predicted model, not a curated record. NCBI's taxonomy places the organism in Eukaryota, Metazoa, Chordata, Hyperoartia, Petromyzontiformes, Petromyzontidae.